UACAAGGGUAUCUCUACGUUCUUAUCUGUUCUAUAGAGUUUAGUGUUCUCUCUGUGAUCAGUUUCCAUGGCUAUGGCACAUCUAAUAUCUUCUCCUAACGUCUCUUCACUCUCAACUGGUGCAAAUCUUUGGGACAGGAAACUCUCCUUCAACAGUAUUUACUGUGAAAUUGGUACUUUAAGUUCACAUGGAUCAAAAGCUUCUAAGCACAAUAUAAAAGCUCAGAUACAGUAUAAUAUUCCUUUGAGGUUUCAACAAUCACCUUUUAAUUAUCACUACAAAAGCAUCGAAAAAGGAGCAAUAUAUGAAGAAAGCAAUAAAAGUUAUGUUGUGAAAGCCGUCAAUUUACCAUCUUCUGAGUCAGAAUCUGAAGCUUCCAACUCCAAUAACAUUGUCGACUCUGUCAAAAAUUUCGUGGCCGCUUUGUACCAAUUUAUUUACCCUUACGCAAUGUAUGGUCGAUCAUCAGCGGCAAUUUCUGCGUCUCUCGUUGCAGUAGAAAAAUUAUCAGAUAUAUCUCCGUUGUUUUUUAUUGGUUUGUUACAGGCUUUGAUACCUCACUUGUUUAUGGAUCUUUUUGUUAAUGGCGUGAAUCAAGUGUUUGAUUUUGAAAUAGAUAAGAUAAACAAACCAUAUCUUCCAUUGGCUGCUGGGAAAAUAUCCUUCAGAAGUUGUGCAAUUAUUGUUGCCUUAUCUGCAAUUUUGGGUUUAGGGCUUAACUUCAUGAUAGGUUCUCCUGCAUUGAUUUGGAACUUUGUGUUGUCCGCAACAUUAUGGACUUGCUAUUCUGCCAAUUUGCCUUUAUUACGAUGGAAGCAAAAUCCGGUGCUGGCAUCAUUACUCAUGUUUGUUACUUGGGCAUAUAUAUUUCCAAUUACAUACUUCUUUCAUAUGCAGACGUUUGUGUUGAAGAGGCCACUUCUGUUUACAAGAUCUCUGAUUGUUACUAUGCUGUUCAUGAGUUUCUACUCUACUGGUAUAGCAUUAGCCAAGGAUAUACCUGACGUAGAAGGAGAUAUAAAACAUGGCGUUGAUACUUUCGCAGCAAGUUUAGGCCAAAAAAGACUAUUUUGGAUUUCUGUUGUCCUUUAUGAAAUGGCAUUUGGAGUUGCCUUCUUGGCAGGAGCAUCAUCCUCUUUUCCCUACUUGAUUAAAUUUGUCACGUGUCUUGGAAAUGUUGUUCUUGGUUCAAUUCUGUGGUACCAGACCAAAUACGUAGACGUGACAAAUCCAGCUUCCACUAGAUCCUUCUAUUCAUUGAACUGGAAGUUAAUGAUGGGAGCACACGUUCUCCUUCCUUUAAUUAAAUAAAUGCAACACAAUAACAUACAGACCCUUCGACUUCUAAAUGAUCAUCUAAAUUUAUUGAAGCCAUAUAUGUGUUCCCUAUAUUCAAUGAGUUUUGCAUCAUUAAGAUUAUAUUUGAGGAAAUGAGUUCUUUGAGAAUAUGAUAUGAGUGGACUGAGUUUCUUUGUGAUGUAAAGUGUUAUUUUAUAAAUACACUCAAUAUAAAAUCACCUACCACAUGUCUUUCGUCUUAUAUUGUGUUGGUUGGUACCAGACAGAGUGUAACGCAGCAGAAAGCGUGUUCGGUCACUUUUUUAAAAUAAAUUGGUCUGUUUUUAGAAAAUCAAUUUUCUUUCAGAAAAUUUAUCGAACAGUUGAUAUGCGUAAAAGAUAAAAAAUAUAGGGAAUAGAAAAUCACACGAGUAAUUUUUAUACUGGUUCAAUUCAACAGAAUCUACAUCCAGUCGUUAAUCACUAUAAAAAGUGAUUAACAGUUCCACCAAAAAGAUGUUUCACAGAUUACAACAAAUAGUGAAUAAAACAGAUAAAUAAACCUUCCUUCGAUGAACGAACCGGAAGGAGAACACUCUGCCAACUCGAAGAGAACCGCUCCGACUAUCGACAAACGAAACGCGAGCUUCUCCUAUUCACGAGACCAGGCAGAGCACCUUGCUAACUCGAAGAGAGCUUGCUCCGACUAUCGACACACGAAACACGAGCCUCUCCUGUUCACGAGACCAAGCAAGGAAACUUGAACUAUAGCUUCUGAGAACUUCCUCUAACAAACAGUAUUCUGCAAGAGCUUCUGUUCAACGACUAUCUCAUUUUGAACUUCACAAAAACCCAAUAUAUAGCCACCUGUUCUGAAUAUCUAACGUUUGUUAGCAAAAUGAUGAAGAUGAAGUUUUGAUGAUGUCCAAAUCAAGUCAAGAAGAAAUCAAGAUGUUAGGAAGACUUGUAUUGCUAUGGAAAAGCUUUUGUAAUAAUUAUAAUUUAGUGUCUAGGACUUAGACAUUUGAGUGUU
This is a messenger RNA of Vigna angularis (adzuki bean), 2311 nucleotides long. RefSeq names its product glycinol 4-dimethylallyltransferase. The coding region runs from base 67 to 1311 and encodes 414 amino acids. Gene Ontology annotation, molecular function: transferase activity, transferring alkyl or aryl (other than methyl) groups. Gene Ontology annotation, cellular component: membrane. Lineage: Eukaryota; Viridiplantae; Streptophyta; Magnoliopsida; Fabales; Fabaceae. The transcript is spliced from 13 exons. The record is from RefSeq and is a predicted model, not a curated record.